This is a messenger RNA of Tympanuchus pallidicinctus (lesser prairie-chicken), 9791 nucleotides long. RefSeq names its product kelch repeat and BTB domain containing 12 (gene KBTBD12). The coding region runs from base 3318 to 5177 and encodes 619 amino acids. Gene Ontology annotation, molecular function: protein binding. The record is from RefSeq and is a predicted model, not a curated record. NCBI's taxonomy places the organism in Eukaryota, Metazoa, Chordata, Aves, Galliformes, Phasianidae. The transcript is spliced from 8 exons.
UUUGUAGGUAAGAAGAGCAAUAAUGAUAUUGUAAGUCCUGCUGUCACUAGCAGUCACCUAUAACUCUGUGUCUGCAAGCACAUGAGAGAAGAAUGCCUUGCCUGUGCUACUUAUUUGACAGGACCAAAAAUAUCUGCUUAAAAUCACACAGUUUGAAUACAAGUUUCAAUCCUUUAAACCGAUGUGUAGAAAAUGACCCAUCCUACAUAGAUGCUAAUUUCAGAGCUGGUUGGUUUUAAUUACAGAAGCAGUACACUUUCUGUUUGGUGGCUUGGUGGUUUUGUUUUUUGUUUUUUUGUUUCUUUAAUUAAAGCAACAACAACAAAAAACCAACCCGAGAAUAUUAAUACCAGAUUCUGAGGCAUAUAUGAAUAUUACAGCCAGCAUCUUCCAAAAGGAGCAAAUUCAAUCCAAAAGGCUGAAACUCUGCCCUCAAGUUUGGUCUGUAGAGGGGAAGAUCUCCUAACAGCUCGCUGCUCGAGAAUAAUUAGGAUUUUUUUUAAGCUCGGAACCACGUAACUUUACCAGCGUCCCACCAAGGCAGGGAGAAAGUGCGUUUUUCUCGGGUGCACAACUGCUGGCAUUUAGAAAUGGCAGAGAAAUUGCAGCUGUCGUGCACUAGAGGGCACAGCAACAGCUCCGCCGACACGCUGAGCCCUGCCAGCCGCUCUCCCCAGUGACUGUGGGUGGGUUUGAACAAUUAUUUUUAUCAACUUUCGGUUAAUCGUUAGAUGGUUUUCUUAAAACAAAUAUCCCGUCUUAUCUCUGCGGCCCGGCGGUGUUGGUUUCUAAAGAAAAGAUUCCUGUAAAGAGCCAUAAUUACUCAUUUUCCCUCUGAAUCUGCUCACACCAUGAGAACCGGCCCGGCUGUCUGGUCCCCUAGACAAGCACAGUGCUGCAACACGUGAAGGGAAAUCCUGUCCUGGUCAUUGCGAGGGCAGACAUUGAGGAGUCUGCUACAAGAUGGCAUGUCCUAGGGCUGCAUGUAGCCCUGCCACCACUGAGAGAGUCAUAGAAUCAUUCAGGUUGGAAAAGACCUCUAAGAUCACCAAUUCCAACCCCAACUCACCCCGCCAUGCCCAUAACCACGUCCCUCAGUGCCACAUCUCAUGGCUGUUGGACACCUCCAGGGACCCAGUGACUCCAGCACCUCCUGGCAGCAGUGCCAGUGCAUCACCAACAUCAUUGUACCAGGACAAAAUAAUACUGCAAAAGCUGUGGUUGGAGCAGUGCUUUCUUUUGGUAGCCAAACUGGAAGCACUGUCUGGAGAAGAGUUAUUAUCGUGCUGCCUGGUUUUCUUGCUGUUCUGCAACUGACAAUGCAUCAUUUAUCAUGCUUUGCAUUCCAAUUUUUCUUUGCAUGUUUUCCAGCUCAUCAUAACAUAAUUACGUUUCUGUUUCUUCCAGCCAGGGGCCGAAACUUUCUUUUAGUAAGACAACAGCUGCACUGCACAACCUUGAUGAAUCCCCAUAAGGAGAAAAUGUGUCUGUGGUGCUUGUUUCUGCCUUGACAACCCAAAUGUUCAAGCUCCUUUUUUUGUGACAAAUGUUGUUUAAAAGCCCCAGAUCUUUCAUUACAUUUCUCAAAAUGAGGUUUUAUAUUGUAAUUAAGAUGUGAAAUAUUGAACACCCAGGCUGGCUUGUAAUUUUUAAGGCUUCUUUUGUAACGUUUCUUUUGGUAGUGCUUAUAGAUUCGUAAACACUGAGAUGGAAUUUUAGAGGGCUGUGAUUAUUGUUAUGGAAUUUUUUGAAUGAAUGAAAUUGGUUCUAAGCAUAUCAGCACAACCUCCAAGGAUGUGUUAUGCAUCAUAAGGGAGUUGUGGGGGCACAGGUGAGUUACUUCCUAACUUGGCCUCAGUGGCUCUGGCACAACUGGAAGAUAAAGUUAAUUAUACCGGCCUGGUCUAUGAAAUGCAUUAACUGCUGGUGAUGGAAAAUGUCAUAAAAGACACCUGGUAUUUUUAUUAUUACUUAGUGAAAUGUUCUAUUUAACUCUAGUUUGCUGCUUUGAAGCUGAGAUUUCUAAACACUUCCAGCAGGAAGGGCAUUUUUAUUUUGCAGGGGAGAAAUCAGGACAGAGAAUAGCAGGGUUCAAUACUGAAGGUGAGCUGAGGGCAGAAUCUAUUCCUAAGGGCUCCUGAUUUUAUUUACCCAAUUAUACAAUUACUAUUUCCAGUCUCAUCUCAAAAUCUAUCUGUCAGAAUCCUACAAACAACCCAAGCAGUAAAAUUUGGGUCUUAAAGAUCCUCCAAAUUUACAAGUACAGGGAGUAUCGUGUCCCGGACAAAACUUCAGCCUGGAUAACUGCAAAAUGUACCCUCUGGUUUUUGCUUUCUAUGCUGAUCUCUUGGAUGUUUUUACUGCUGCUGUACCUGUGUGAAGUUGGUUUGUAUUAGAAUAACUUUAUAGAUGGAAGCAAGAGUUUUAAUUCAUGGUCACUCCUAGUUACAUCUAUACGUACAGUGAUCUAAGGAUGCUCUUGGAUGUUUGAGCACAAAAAUGUGUGUCGGAAUGUUUCAGCUCUGUCCAUCACACUGACUGCUGAUGUAAUGGGCUGGAGGGUCUUUGGUGUUGAUGAAUCAUAUAGUCAUAGAGUCAUAGGAUCACAGAAUGGCUUGGGUUGGAAGGGAACUCAAUGAUCACGAAGCUCCAACCGCCCUGCCAAAUGCAUGGCCACCAACCUCCAAUCUAAUACUGGACCAGGCUGCCCAGGGCCCCGUUCACCCUGGCCUUGAACACCUCCAGGGACAGGGCAUCCACAACCUCUCUGGGAAACUAAUGGGAACUGUACCUCCUUGGUCAAAGCCAAAUUCAACUUCCAUCUACCAAUGUUGUGGUUUCUGGAGUGGAAAUGCUAAGUCAUGGCUUGAAGCAGUGAUUGAGCACCUGGUGGGAAGGCAGGACCAACCCAGUGGAGUUCACCUACAUGCAGUGCAAUGCACCUGAGUGACCUGAAAGGGUGGAGCCACGAUCCACCCCUUCCCAGACCUCAUUUAAAAGUUGGUAAUGGAAGCAAUGAUAUCUUGCUGGAGAUUCCUGCAUAUCUCAGGUCUUUUGAAGUCUUGUGAAAGUCUUGAAGUCUGUCUCUCUGGACUAAACUCCUAGUCUGAAUGGAUCUGUGAACACUGAAAAGGCACUGCUCCAUCCCACUGCCCAACCUAAGGGAGAUGUUGAGAAUACAGGGUAUUUCAGCACUGAAGCACUGACUAAUUUCCUUUGGGUGCAUGUGAAAGACAAAACUUGAAUAUCCCAAAACAUUCUGGAUGAAGACCUUGAAUUCCAAGGAGAUCUAAAAAGAGAAAGUUUGGCGAUUAAUCAUGGAUCAUAGGACUGAGGAGAAAAGAAAGCAACGCCAUAGCUUGACCUUACUGGAACAACUAAAAAGAAUGAAAGAAUCAUCAGAGAUAGUUGAUGUUGUGCUAGUUGCCGAAGGUCAGAAAUUUCCCUGCCAUAAGGUGGUACUAGCUGCCUUCAGUUCCUACUUCAAAGCCAUGUUUACCUGUGGCUUGGUUGAAUGCACUCAAAGAGAAGUGGUACUGUAUGACAUGUCAGCAGAGAGUGUGUCUGUAAUCCUCAAUUACAUGUACAGCGCGGAUUUGCACCUCACUAACCAGAACGUGCAGACUGUUGCUCUGGCUUCGUAUUUCAUGCAGAUGGAAGAUGUUUUCAGCUUGUGUCAAAAGUACAUGAUGGACCACAUGGAUGCUUCCAAUUGUGUGGGCAUCUACUACUUUGCAAACCAGAUUGGAGCAGAAGAUUUAUGUGAUCAAGCGAAGAGGUACUUAUAUCAGCACUUUGCUGAGGUGAGCUUACAGGAAGAAAUAUUGGAGAUAGAAGUCCAGCAGCUGUUGACUCUUAUAAAAUCAGAUGAUCUGAAUGUUUCCAGGGAGGAAAGCAUUCUGGACCUUGUCAUUAGAUGGGUGAAUCACAGCAGAAAGUCGCGUGCAGAACAUCUUAUCAAGCUCUUGAAGGAAGUGAGACUGGUACUGGUCAGCCCUUCCUUUCUCAUGGAAGCCCGCAAAAGGAACACAGUGAUUCUGUGCAAUUCAGAAUGCAAUGAUAUGUUUGAGGAAGCGUUGAAAAGCAUCAAACUAGCCUCCCACCCUUCUCUCAGCUUGAGAUAUGGCAUGGAGACUACUGAUCUCUUACUCUGCAUCGGCAACAAUUCGCUUGGCAUUAGGUCAAGACAUGGGAGCUAUGCAGAUGCCAGUUUCUGCUACGCUCCUGCAACACAAAAGACUUACUUCAUUUCCUCUCCAAAGUAUGGAGAGGGUUUAGGAAGUGUUUGCAGUGGUGUUGUCACUGAGAAUAAUGAUAUUAUUGUGGCAGGAGAGGCAAGCGCCGCCAAAAUGUCUAGACAAAAAAACAGGAACAUUGAAAUUUAUAGAUACCACCAGCGAGGAAAUCAGUUUUGGCACAGCCUGUGCACCGCUCAGUUCCGUGAACUCUAUGCACUGGGCACUGUCCAUAAUGAUCUCUAUGUGAUCGGAGGGCAAAUGAAAAUCAAAAAUCAAUAUGUGGUCACAAACUGCAUGGAGAAGUACUCCAUGGAGCAAGGUACCUGGAGAACCACAGCACCUCUGCCAGUGCCGUUAGCCUGCCAUGCAGUGGUGACAAUGAAGAACAAGCUCUACGUGCUGGGUGGCUGGACACCACAGAUGGAUCUGCCUGACGAUGAGCCGGAUCGAUUAAGUAACAGAAUGUUUCAGUACGACCCGGGCCGAGACAAAUGGGCAGAGUGUGCACCAAUGAAGUACUCCAAGUACCGCUUCAGCACAGCCGUGGUCAACAGUGAGAUUUAUGUCUUGGGAGGAAUUGGGUGCCUUGGCCGCGACAGGGGGCAGACACGGAAAUGUCUUGAUGCAGUGGAGAUUUAUAACCCUGAUGGAGACUUCUGGAGGGACGGACCUCCUAUGCCUUCCCCGCUCCUCUCCUUGCGAACAAACUCUACCUGUGCAGGCUGCGUGGAAGGCAAGCUGUACCUCUGCGGAGGAUUUCACGGAGCAGCUCGUCACGAAGUCAUCACCAAAGAGAUCCUCGAAUUAGAUACAUGGGAGAACCAGUGGAAUGUGGUGGCCGUCAAUGUCCUCAUGCACGACAGCUAUGAUGUGUGCCUUGUUGCUAGGCUGAAUCCACGGGAUCUUAUCCCUCCUCCUCCUGAUUUAGUGGACCAGUAAAUGUUCAGUGGCUCUCUGCUUCCAGAUUCUGCGGAAAGAGAAGAAUAUGGAGAGACAAAUGGGAAUAUUAAUGGAGCCAGUGGCUCCAUUCUCUCCAUUGGCUAGGUGCUGCGGAGAGAAGCUUGUACCACAAGCUUAAGCACAGAAUUGCCUUCCAAAUGUGCUUCUCAGAUGAUGCUUAAUUUGCUAGCACUGGUACUCUGGACUUCUGUGUUUGAAAGCUGAGUUUGUCAGCCUUGUCUCUUGGUCUGCCACUUGGUGUUCAAGCUGCAGUCUGGUGGUGCUUCUGGGGCCCGUGCCUUAGGAAUGGAGGCAGCCUGGGGCUCACCUUGCAGCACAGCACUAUGUUUGAAGGAAACCUCUAACCAGGAGAAACCCUCCUUUGCUGUCCAACUCACUGGGUUCUAAUCUACUGAGGGAGCUAAGAAAUAUCUGAAGUCAUCUGAUGGAAACCAAUCUGCUGUACCAAGGUGACAGAUUAAUUGGCCGAUGCAGGAGCAGAGGGAAGAUGGAGAAGAGCAUUUGUUUGUUUAAACAAAAAGAAAGCACUAGCCAAGGUUCAUUAGCCAAGUACAAUAGCUGCUGCAAACAUUAUCUAACCCACAGUCAGGGCAUCCCUUCUUUGGCAGCAGAGCUGAAGUUGUGCUGGUAGAAAAGUGGUCUUCUGGGAACAAGACACAUGUGAGUCUUCCUUUAGUAAUCCUGCACUAAAUAUGAGAAACUGCUAAAAUUUUCACAUAGAUCCUACCUGUCAUGAGGCAGAAACUUGUGUGGUCAGAUGGAGAAGGGGAUGUAAAUGAAAACAAAAUAAAUGAGAAACAGUGUUAGCUCUGCAUCUACAGAGAAAGGAUAAAAGCACCAGGCAUUUAGAGUUUAUGUAAACUAGUUGGUUUUGUAGAAGUAGCUUUAAUGAAAUAACAUCAGGCAAAUUCUGCACCAAUGGAGUUGGCUAUAAUUGCAGUGAAGAGGAGUAAUUCAAACUGUUUCUUAAAGCAGUGCUGGCCUUUCUGGGGCUUGAAGGCAGUGGCUUAGAAAAUUGUUACCAGUACAGCUGUCUUAUUUGAGCUACCAAUAACUGUUCAUCAUCCCCUGAUGCCUGCAUCACAGAAUACAUGUGAGUGAUUGCCUGGGCUGUGUGGACAGGAGAACUGGGAAUUUCUGUUGUGUUCUGGGGCUGAAACUGCAAAUGACUGUAUGCUGCAACAGACAGUGAAUGACAGAGGCAAACGCUGUAAGAGUAAGCUAGAACAUAGCAGAAGAACCAUCACAGUCAGCAAAAAGUUGUUUGUUAUGCUUACAGAAACAGUAAAAAAAACUGGAAGGAAAUAACUGGCAAAUUAAUGAGGAAAUCCAUCAGGUGGUCACUUGCAGGAUUUGCACUUCAGAGCACCUCCAUUUUCUUUUACAAUCACACAUUAGGCUACAAAAAUGAUAGCAUUUUUUUUCUUUUUUUUUUUUCAUUGCAAUGCUUAUUGCAGGGGGAGGUGGAGAGGAUGACCCAAAAGCCUUUCCCCAGUCCCGACUUUUCUGAUUCAUGAUCUAUUCUUUAAGAUAUCCAAUGGGAAUAUUAAUCUGUCAUAUAAAAACAAUUAGCAGGAAGGUCACUGGAGUUCACUUGAUAACAGUUAUCACAUGCUGAAGACUGCUCAGACAAUAAGGGAGUUGGUGGGAGGAACUGAGGAAAACAUCCAGAAAAGAAGUAUGUGAGCCAAAAAACUGAUCUCUUUUCUUCUUUUGUUUCCUGGGCAGAAUGAGUGUCUCAGCCUAAACGCAGACAUUUGUGUUUGUAGCAGUUCCACAUCAUCCAGACGCUCUAUUUUUCUUUGUUGACACGGGGGUUGUUAUCUGUCCAGAGGAGAGCUGUGACAAGCGAGUCUCAACCAUUCCGGCCACAAAACACAGUUGCAGAUACAAGACUAAGGAGGUGAAAAAAGAAUCUAUUUAAAUAUGUUUUUAAACAAAAGCAAUAGAUUGUUUUCCCACUAACCAGGCAAUAUUGGAAUUUUUUUAAACUUUAGGUACUCCUGUGAAGUAUAGGCAAUGAUUUCCCUGCAGAGUUCUCAAGCCAGCAGGAAGCAAUGCUUGAGGAGCAGCUCUCAGCCAAAAUACUGAGUGUUUCCUUGUGAUUACAACAAAUUCUCAUACAGUACCUACAGAUACACUAUCACUUUUUUUGGUUUUCUUCAUGCACCACUGGAAAGCCAUUUGCCCUUGCGUGCACAGAGCAUUUCUUUUCUUCUGCAUGCCUGGUCUGGCUGUUGACAGGACUCAGUGUCUCUCGGUUUCUGCCUAACAGACCAGCUAUAUAUCCAGCAGGGAGUUGUUUUCUUCUUGUUUAAAUGUCUAGAACAAAAGAACAGUCAGACUAAUGUAGAUUCCAACUUCAAAACAUUGUGUGGACUCCACUUAGUUCAUUGUUUGCCCCUGGGGCGACUACAAUUUCUAAGUUGGAAAGGAAAGCUUGAGGGAAGGAAGGAAGAAACUGAAAGCAUGUUUAUUGAGAGGUACCAAUAUUAGCCAAAAUCCCUCCAAGAGUAUGUGAAUGUUGCAUGUCUGAUACGUUCAUGGGUAAUCUCACAUUCCUGGGAAAGCCCUUAAGAGCCUUAAUUUCUUCUACUAUGAAUCCUAAUGCUAGAAUAUUAUAGAAUAUGCAUUCUCCAAGCUUGCGUGCUUCACUGAAAUAAUAGUUUACUUCAGCCACUUUCCGGCUGAGCAGCAGUUAGCUGAGCCUUUAAUCAAGGCUGCCUUGACAUCAUCCAUAAUUCUAAAAUGUGAACAAAGCAGUGCUGGCAAGCUAUGGGCUGUGGGAAUGAAUGGGGGGAUUAUUAAGCAAAGACAUGUGCUUCAGUUUCACUUGAAACACAGUACAUCACUAGUUGCCAACUAGAAUAAAAAAUAUUGGAGAGGUUACUGGUCACAUGGUGCAUGGGGAGUAAAGAAGAAAAUGAAAAGCUAUGAAAAGCUUAAUGGAUCCAAGUUGAGGGAGGGAAGAUUUAGGUUGGAUGUUAGGGGGAAGUUCUUUACAAGGAGAGUGGUUAGGCCCUGGAACGGGCUGCCCAGGGAGGUUGUGGAUGCCCCGUCCUUGGACGUGUUCAAGGCCAGGUUGGAUGGGGUCCUGGGCAACCUGAUCUGAAUGUGGAUGUUUGGUGGCCCUGCUAGGCAGGGGGGUUGGAACUACAUGAUCCUUGAGGUCCCUUCCAACCCGGGUGAUUCUGUGAAAAGCGAAUUGAAGCUCUCCCAUUAGUGUUUUAUCUUGACAUUGUCAGUGCAUAGCUCAUUUCAUAAGGAUCCCCAUGGGUCUCUGAUUUCUGUUUUCACCCAUCAGGUCACAAGAGCUGCCUGCACAUGUGAACCCUCAGGCACCUGACUGUGCGUACUCGCAUGCCACUACCGUGAUGGCUUGUGGCUCAGUCACUGCCUGUGCAAGGCAAACACACGCACAAUUUCCUAUGUGCAACACUGAAAUGUAUGGGGAAGGUUCUGGAUUGGGUUCCAGCUGUAUUCUGCCAUUCGGGAUGCCUCAGCUUGUCAGCAGAAAAUUGCCUCGAUGCUUACAAAGCUGUUGGAUACUGCACUCCCAGGUAUGUUCCAGGCAACAGGCUGAGGGAGAUUAAAACUGAGCCCCCAGCAAUGGAACUUAGAGCUGCUCCCAGAUCGUUAUGCACAGAGGAGCCAAGGUGGGUGCAAUGAUGCUCCCAUCACUUCCCAGGAAGAAUUCAAGAUGUAAAAGGAUUGUGCCCUGGAUCUUAAUCUUACUCUUUUCCUCUACUCUAAGUGUGUAUUGAGAUUCUUGAUCAUCCGAAAAGCAAUGAAAGCAAAUGUUACAAUAAUACAUAUAAGUAUAUAAAAUUGUAAAGUAUAUUUAUGCAGGUCUGUAUUGUUUUUCUGCUGAUCUGGAAGUCUUUUAAUACGGAUUUACCAGUGAUUACUAUCUAAGCUGUGGCAACGAGGUUUCUUUCAUAGGCUGCUCUCCUAAUGGAUUAUGGAGCUCCUCUGAAAAUUCAUUUCAUGAAUCAUAAUGCUUUGAAUCCCCAGGUCAGAAUUUCAGCUGCUCUUUGUGCAUUUCUGUGGCUCUCCCUACAGCUUUUCAAGUGGACUGUAGCUGUAGCUUCAAAGAAAAGCUAUUUCACCCCCAGUUGUGCUCAGCUGGAACUGGUACGUUUGCAAUUUGCAAUCAUUUGACGUGUUGAGGUUGAAAGCAAAGGAAAUACUGGAAAAUGGAGAAAAUAUACACUGAGCCUAUACAGAAGUACACUUCCUUCCUUUCCAUGUGCUUACUGCUCUGCCUGGGUGUCUGAUGGAAAGAUUUAAUAACAACCCCUGACUGCAGCCAUGGCAAAGGCCAUGCUGGGUUAUGCGUUUGUACUGCUGGAGCAGAGAGCACGGUGCUGAGCUGUGCUGCCUUGCCAGAAGAAAUUACCUUCAAACAGAAAUGUGUUUAAGUGUUCCAUGAUGUAUACCUGUAUGCAUUUUCUAUACAUAUGUAUAACAUUAUUUUUGGAAGUUCUUUACUGAGAGCAGCAGAAUCCCUUUUUAACACCUACCUGGUAACCUGUCUUCUGUAUAGCUAAUCAAAAUACUUCAAAUAAAGUGCUGUUCUUUAAAAACAUGAAA